This is a messenger RNA of Eruca vesicaria subsp. sativa (arugula), 930 nucleotides long. Lineage: Eukaryota; Viridiplantae; Streptophyta; Magnoliopsida; Brassicales; Brassicaceae. The record is from the annotation of a GenBank genome assembly.
CUCCAAGAUAUUUUUCUAUAAAUUUAGGCUCUUCCUUUCGUAUCUAUUGUCGUCUUCUUGCAGAGAAAUUUUUUUAAAGAGCCUCGAAAAUUUCACAAACUUGUCUCCUUUUCUCUCUUUCUCACUCUUUCCAAAUUUUAGUAGCUUCUGAAAAUUUCACAGCCCUAAACACAAGAAAGAAAAAAAUGAGCAAGUUCUGGACUUUCCUCACUGCUCUUCACUCAGGCGCUGGUCCCCUAGUGAUGUUGGUGUAUCCAUUGUACGCAUCGGUGGUGGCAAUGGAGAGCACAACGAAAGUUGACGAUGAGCAGUGGCUUGCCUACUGGAUCAUUUACUCCUUCCUCACCCUCACAGAGCUGAUUCUGCAGUCGCUUCUUGAGUGGAUCCCUAUUUGGUAUUCUGUGAAACUUGUGUUCGUCGCUUGGUUGGUUCUGCCUCAGUUCCAUGGCGCAGCUUUCAUCUACAACCGUGUGGUGAGAGAACAGUUUAAGAAACAUGGCGUCUUUGGUUCCUCUUCUCACACAAAGCACUCCAAGCAUACCAAACCCAACAUCAUCAACUCCAUUUUCCACCGGGAGGGACACGAGGGUCACUCUCACUGAUGCCAAAGCGGAGGAGAAGCUCGAAUAGCAUUGUAAUGGGAGUUGGUGGUGGCCCCUCUUGUCUUAAGUCUAAUCUUACUUUUGCUUUAGUUUUAUUUAAUAAAAAUUGUUGGGUCUGAGACUCUGAGGAAUAUGAUGAUGACUGAUGAGGUGUGUGAUCGUUUUAAAUUAGAAAUGGCUUCUUGUUGUUGUUGUUGUAUUGCUUAGCUUCCACGCGUUUUCCAUUUGGUAACACAAGUGUUAAACCCCUAUUGGUCAAUCACUUUCUAAUGUUAUGACUUGUGAGAAUAAUUAGUCUUCAUUGCAUAUGAAAAUUGAAAACAAUCAA